This is a messenger RNA of Echinops telfairi (small Madagascar hedgehog), 5103 nucleotides long. It is a transcript of the gene ZBED4, whose product is annotated as zinc finger BED-type containing 4. Gene Ontology annotation, molecular function: protein dimerization activity; DNA binding. The transcript has 2 exons. NCBI's taxonomy places the organism in Eukaryota, Metazoa, Chordata, Mammalia, Afrosoricida, Tenrecidae. The coding region runs from base 396 to 3836 and encodes 1146 amino acids. The record is from RefSeq and is a predicted model, not a curated record.
GGUGUCUGCCCAUUCCGAGGUGUGGAGCGCACAUGGAGCUGCGCAGCGGCAGUUCCGAAGCAUGAAGUCUGGUGGUGCUCGCCGAUCAAGCGUUUGCUCGCACGAUGAAGGGGACCCUGUGGCCAAGCCCAGAAGCAGGCCCCCGCGGCAUAAAUGCACGUCGACGCCAUGAGGGCUGCUGCAGCGGGACGCGUGCUGGCGGUGAUCUGGGCCGAGAUGCUGUGUUCAUGGACGCCGCUUAGGCCACAUUUCAGGUAGUGUGGUUCGUGGCGUGCACGGAGCAUCUCAGAAGACAGACUCUCUAUGCCCUGCCCUGGGCACAGAUGGGCACUGAGAUCGACGGGCCGACCCCGUGUUUCACAGUGACGGUGCGGCAGGCAUAGCCAUGGUCAGCCAUGGACGCCGGGCAGCAGGCUUGUCCCCACGUGCGCAGUGAGUUUGCUUCGCAGAAAACCGCUUUUAAAGCAGAAGAGGAGGACGAUGCCGGAGUCCCCGUGCCCAGCCCGCGGAGGAUGGAUCUGAGAGGGGAGCUGGGAGCCCCUCCGUGCUCACACGUGGCCACCGAGCGCCUGGAGGGCAGGGGGGUGGACUGUGCCAGUGCCCUCCCCGGGAAGUACCUGCCUGGGGACGUGGAGGACGACUACGGGUCCCUGUUCUCACAGUACAGCAGCACGCUGUACGACGUGGCCAUGGAGGCCGUGACGCAGAGCCUGCUGUCCAGCAGACAGCUGAGCUCCCGGAAGAAGUCGCCGGCCUGGAAGCACUUCUUCAUCUCGCCGCGCGACAGCACCAAGGCCGUCUGCGUGUACUGCGUGAAGGAGUUCAGCCGCGGCAAGAACGAGAAGGACCUGAGCACCAGCUGCCUCAUGAGGCACGUGCGCAGGGCGCACCCCACCGCGCUGCUGCCCGAGGGGCCCGGCGAGGCCUGCGACCCGGGUGGUGCCACGCCGUCACCCAUCAAGCACCUCACGGAGGCCCCAUCGCCUGACCGCACCACGGAGGAGGCCUCCUUGGACCCGUCCGGCUCUGAGAAGUACGGCCGGGAGGACGCCACACUGGGCUCAGCCGUGCACCUGCACCUGCCCCUGCCCCUGCCCGGCCUGCACUUGGACGAGGCUGCGGAAGGCGGCCCCGAGCGAAGCCUUGCGGCGCCCAGGAGCACGGCGGCAGGCUCGCGGCGGCGGUCAGCCGUGUGGAAGCACUUCUACCUGUCGCCCCUGGACAGCUCCAAAGCCGUGUGCAUCCACUGCAUGAACGAGUUCAGCCGCGGCAAGAACGGCAAGGACCUAGGCACCAGCUGCCUCAUCAGGCACAUGUGGCGCGCCCACCGCGCCAUCGUCCUGCGGGAGAACGGCGGCGGCCCGGGCAUCCCGCCGCCCUACUCCACGCCCCCCACUCUGCUGCCCUCCCUGCUGCCUUCUGAUGGGGACUUCCACCCCGGUGCCUCGCCUCUGGGCAAGCCUGCCUCAGCGUCGUCCUCCCCUGACCGGCUGCCAGAAGACGCCCAGCCGCACUUCCACCCCGGAGACGCGCUCGCGGCGGCGGUGGCGGUACUGUCGUCGUCCGAGGAUGUUGGCAACAGCUCAGCAUUGUCGUCUCCCGAGAAGCCGGGCGACGGGCUGAGCCAGCGGGCCUCUGGGCCCGGCGCUGUGUUCCAGCAGAACAAGAAGGUCAUGAAGAGGCUCAAGUCCGAGGUCUGGCACCACUUCUCGCUGGCACCCACGGACAGCCUGAAGGCUGUGUGCCGGCACUGCAGCUGUGUCAUCAGCCGGGGCAAGAAGGGCGAUGUGGGCACCAGCUGUUUGAUGAGGCAUCUCUACCGGCGCCACCCCGAAGUCAUCGGGAGCCACCGGGGCUUCCUUGGGGCCAGCCUGGCCAACUCCCCUUAUGCCACGCUGGCCUCAGCCGAAGGCCCCUCCUGCAAACUGCCUGGCAUGGCAGCAGUGGUUUCGAAAGAUCACCAGGUCGCCUUUCCCGUCAGCAGCAAGAAGACCUCGAAACUCUGGAACCACUUCUCCAUCUGCUCGGCGGACUCCACGAAAGUCGUGUGCCUGCACUGCGGACGCACCAUCAGCCGGGGAAAGAAGCCAACCAACUUGGGGACCAGCUGCCUUUUGAGACAUCUCCAGAGGUUCCACAGCAGUGUGCUGCGGAACGCCGCCGCCGAGGCCACCUCGCCUGCGCCUGCCGGAGCACGCCCACCCCUGAGCACGGAGCCGCAGGGGGCGCCGGCCCCAGAGGAGCCCUGUGAAAAGUUCUGUGACUCUCACCCAGUUGCCAGAAAGAUAACAGGCCUCAUAGCGGAGAUGAUGGCCCUGGACCUCCAGCCGUACUCUGUGGUCGACAGUGUGGGCUUCACCAGGCUCCUGGGAUACUUGAAGCCUCAGUACUCCCUCCCCUCGCCCUCCUACUUCUCCAGGUCCGCCAUCCCCGGGAUGUACGACAGCGUGAAGCAGGUCAUCCUGUCCCACCUGAAGGACGCGGAGAGCGGCGUGGUCCACUUCACCUCGGGGAUCUGGAUGAGCAACCAGACCCGGGAGUACCUCACCCUGACGGCCCACUGGGUCACCUUCACCCCCUCGGCCCGCCCGCACCCACAGGACCACCACUGCUCAGCUCUCCUGGACGUGUCCCAGAUCGACUGCGACUACGGCGGCAACAGCAUCCGGAAGCAGCUGGAGUACUGGUGGGAAGCCUGGGUGACAUCCAUGGGCCUCCAGGUGGGCAUCACGGUGACCGACAACGCCAGCAUCGGGAAGACGCUGAGCGACGGGGAGCACCCGAGCGUGCAGUGCUUCAGCCACAUAGUGAGCCUCAUCGUGAACGAGGCCAUCAAAAGCCAGCGGAUGGUCCAGAACCUACUGAGCAUCGCACGGAAGCUCUGUGAGCGGGUCCACCGGUCCCCAAAGGCAAAGGAGAAGCUGGCAGAGCUGCAGCGGGAGUACGGCCUGCCCCAGCACCACCUGAUCCAGGACGUCCCGUCCAAGUGGAGCACCUCGCUGCUCAUGCUCGACAGACUCAUCGAGCAGAAGAGGGCCGUCAACAAGGUGUCCGUCGAGUGUAACUUCAGGGAGCUGCUCAGCUGUGACCAGUGGGAGGUCAUGCAGUCCGUGUGCCACGCGCUGAAGCCCUUCGACGCCGCGAGCCGGGAGAUGAGCACGCACGUGUCGGCGCUCAGCCAGGUGAUCCCCAUGAUCCACAUCCUCAACCGGAAGGUGGAGAUGCUUUUCGAGGAGACCAUGGGCAUCGACACCAUGCUCAAGUCUCUGAAGGAGGCCAUGGUGAGCCGCCUGUCCUCCACCCUCCACGAUCCCAGGUACAUUCUUGCUACGCUUCUGGACCCUCGCUACAAGGCCUCCUUAUUUACAGAGGAGGAGGCCGAGCAGUACAAGCAGGACUUAAUCAGGGAGCUGGAAAUACUGAAUUCUACCUCAGAUGAGAAACCUGUUUCCAAUGGGUGUGAUGCAGGUUCCCCAUCCAAAGACUCUGCUGGAGAGGACAGCCUGUGGUCCCUCAUGGCCACGGUGACGAGACGAGAUCUGCGAGACACGACGAAGCUACCUGAAGACAUGGUGCUGGCCUACCUGGAGGAAGAGGUGCUCGAACACAGCUGUGAUCCAUUAGCCUACUGGAACCUAAAGAGGUCCUCCUGGCCGGCCCUGUCGGCAUUGGCUGUCAGGUUCCUGGGCUGCCCGCCAAGCAUCGUCCCCUCAGAGAAGCUGUUCAGCACGCCCACUGAAAGCAGUAGCUUUAGCCAGUCCCGGCUCAUGACGGAACACUUUGAAAAACUAAUCUUUUUGAAAGUGAAUCUCCCCUUAGUAUACUUUCAGUAUUGAAACUGGAUGGAGCCACCGGGCUCUUGGCAAAAUGUCCUUGCUUUGUAGGCAUUAGCUGUGUCUGCCACUGCCACACAGCGGGGCCAUGGAUGGCAUCAGGGCAGGGACUUGCAGGUCCCCGUUGGCGUGUUGCUGCCCAGCUUCCCACGUCAUGUCUGCAGGUGCCUUACUACUCCUCGUUCUUCAGGCCAGAUGCUGUAGAUAGGGUUGUUUUCUUAAAGAACUUCUCUAGACAUAGCUUGUCUCAUCAGUUACUAUCAUUAGGUUUUAAUCCAUAACUGUAAAUUUUAUUUUAUUUUUCAAGUUGGGGGUUAGGAACUUGUUUGAAUAGAAUGGCAGAAGAGAUGUAAGCAGUUCUGUUCUGUAGACCUUUUAUUCAAGUGUGUAAAAAAACCACAAAUCAGGUACUGUAUUUAGUUAAGCCUUGCUUUAAUUUUAGGACAGCCCUGCGGCUGCCAAAAGAAAUGCGUAUGUGAGAGGCGGAGUUCAAGCCAUCCUCAGGCAGUUGACACUGCUGGCUCUAAAGUCCUCCUUCAGACUCCCGAAGAGCCCUUGUUUACUACUACAGAGACAGAGCAUCCGAGAGCAGACCUCGGAGCACGGCGUUGUGCUGGGCGACUUGUGAUCCACAGGAACUUGGUCAAGAAACCGGCCCGUUUACGUGUUUUGUGCUCAGGUUUCCCACCGCCAGUCAGAGUCGGCGCUAUCCCAGCGAUGUAUGAUGAAUCCCUUUGCAAUGACACGUAGGACGGAGUCGGGCACGUAGCACGAAGAGCUCACAGCAGACGUCCCGUGUUCAGUGUCUCCGAGCCUCUGGUUUCGUCUGUAUGACGAAGCUGCCUGUUAGAAACUGUGCGCCGAUCCCCAGUUUGAUCAAAUCACGUGUGGAAUUCUUUGUAGAGAGCAGCUCUACUCACAGGGAAGGAGACUGUCGUGGUACAGUUUUUAAGGGUAGACUUAGGUGGUUAGGGUUUUCUUCUGUCCUAGGGAAGAUUCAGCCAUUGUUGGGGUGUUUUAGACCCCCAAGGACAUCGUAAUGAAGUUUCCAGUCACCCGAUUUUUUUAGCCAUUUGUCAUCAGUGUUUCGUUUUCUCCCUUCAAACUAAUUAAGCACCCUGGGUGGAACAAGUCACCUGUGAUCUUUUAGAAAAACUGUCGUUUUGUUGAAAUACUGUACCUAUGUUUAAUCUAAAUUUGCAUUGACUAUGUUUUAGUGUAUUUAUAAAUGAACUCAAUUUCUAAAAUUAAAUUUUUUAUUUGAAACUUC